ACCAGUGUCCUGUGCAUAAAUUCGAGCUUUUUCGUGAACGACACGAUCCGAGUCUGCCGCUAUCUUCUUUCUUUCUUUCUUUCCUUUUCUUUCUUUCUCUCUCAACCCUUUUAUCUUUCUUGCUCAGCUUUCUUUUCUUUUCCUUCUCUUUCUUUCUUUCUUGUUCUUUAUUUUCUUGAGUUCAAGAAUCAAGAAUCAAUGGAAAUGGAAGAUCACAGUCACCAUAAUCAGUAUAAUAUAGAUCUCAGGCAAUUCAUUACCGGAAGACCUACUCAUUUCCCUCCAAUUCCACACCCACCUGAGCUCUUCUCCGGCCACAGGAAUCUACAGCCGCCGCCGCCGCCGCCCAGCCAGCAGCACCACUAUGAUAUGAUGAUGUUGAUGCCGGGCGGGGGUGUGCUACAUGACUUUCACUCCGAUUCUAACACAGCUGCUGCUUGCGUCCCUUCUCCUGCUGCUGCUGCUGCUUCUAAUAGUGCUAGCACCACUGUUGCUGCUGCUGCUGCUAAUAGUGCUACACUAAGUGGGUUAGAAGCUGAGGUUGGUUGUUCUUUUGGUGGUGAUGGUGGCACUGGAAGAUGGCCUAGACAAGAAACUUUAACACUUCUUGAGAUUAGAUCUCGUCUUGAUUCUAAGUUCAAGGAAGCUAAUCAAAAGGGUCCUUUGUGGGAUGAGGUUUCUAGGAUCAUGUCCGAGGAGCAUGGAUAUCAAAGGAGUGGCAAGAAAUGCAGGGAAAAGUUUGAAAACUUGUACAAAUAUUACAAGAAAACUAAGGAAGGAAAAGCAGGAAGACAAGAUGGUAAGCAUUAUAGAUUCUUUAGACAACUUGAAGCUCUUUAUGGAGAAACAAGCAAUCCUGCUUCGGUCCCCGAUACCCAAUUUGUUGGAAAUAGUCUUCGGUUUCAAUCUGCAGCCAACACCUCUACUCAAGCAAACCACGAGGCCCAUCAUUCUCAAAAGCUUUGUGAUAGUCUUAGUUUCUCUAACUCCUCCGGGUUCGAUACUUCUUCUUCUGAAGAAAAUGAUUUAAGCACGGCUACCCUAGUGGAGAAUGAUUCUAUGGAAAAGAGGAGGAAGAGGAGAGAUGGAAAGAGCUGGAAGGCGAAGAUUAAAGAAUUCAUUGAUUCGCAGAUGAGGAAGUUGAUUGAGAGGCAAGAGGCAUGGUUGGACAAAUUGACAAAGACUCUCGAACAAAAAGAACAGCAAAGAAUGUUAAGAGAGGAAGAAUGGAGGAGACAAGAAUCUGCCAGGAUAGAUAGAGAGCACAAGUUUUGGGCUAAAGAACGAGCCUGGAUCGAGGCUCGUGAUGCUGCUUUAAUGGAAGCUCUCAAAAAACUGACAGGAAGAGAUCAAGUGGAUGCUUCAUCUCCUGAAGAGCAAGUGGGGACUCAGACAAUUCGGAAAAGAAGCGAAAAUCUGAUUGAAAAUGGAAGUGAUCAGACAAUUCAUAACAAUGUGAAAGGCGAUCAUCAUAGCUGGCCGGAAAAUGAAGUUACAAGACUAAUGCAAUUUAGAAGUAGCAUGGAAUCAAGAUUCAACCAAAGCGGGUGCAUUGAAGAAGAGGAAGCUUUAUGGGAGGAAAUAGCAGCUGAGAUGGCUUGUAUCGGGUAUGAAAGAAGUGCAUUAAUGUGUAAAGAGAAAUGGGAUAGCGUCAACAAUUAUAUCAGGAAAACUAAGGAAAGUAAUAACAAGAAACGCAAGGAGAAUUCCAGAGGAAGCUGUUAUAAUUUCCAAAGCAAUGAUCAGUCUGUAUACAAUCCAGGAUCAGGAGCUUACUGUGAGAUUAAUGAACAAGGGCAAGAAGGUUCAUCGCCAGCAAAUUCUAAUGCAGGAAAUGCAGUAAGUGAUAGCUGUUUUCGUUUCUUGAUGAGUGAUGGGGAGAAUUUGUGGGAGAACUACGGAUUGAAGCUUAGCAAAGGAGAUUAAAAUAACCAGUAAGACAAUAACACACUUACUGACAGUUUGUUUAGUUGGUCUACUAAGCAGGAUCUAUGGCGAUUGAUGAUGAUGAUGAUGAAGAUGAUGAUGUGAAUGUAAGAAGUUGACUUGCUAAAGUGGGUACAAGAAUUGACACGGAUGGGGCCUGAUUGUUGUAUGCAAGCAACACAGGAAGAGAAAGCUGACUUAGGAUUUACAUUUACAUUAUUGGGAUUGGUGUUAUAUCGUUUAAUGGGUUUUAUCUUAAUUUAUAUGGGAAAUUUUUAAGAUAAAAAUAAUGGGUCUUUAUCUUUCAUGAGAAGGAAAAGGAGGAGGAGGAGAGGAUAUAUGUUUUGCAAUGUUGCUAUCUUGCUACAUGUUUUUAGGUUCUGAAUUACCUAACAUUUUUGAAAUUCUCCUUUGUGAUAAAAUUUCCUAGUUAAUUACAUGCAUGCAAUGGCAAUAUUGU
Ricinus communis (castor bean) is the source of this 2386-nucleotide messenger RNA. Its product is annotated as trihelix transcription factor PTL. The transcript has 2 exons. The record is from RefSeq and is a predicted model, not a curated record. NCBI's taxonomy places the organism in Eukaryota, Viridiplantae, Streptophyta, Magnoliopsida, Malpighiales, Euphorbiaceae. The coding region runs from base 199 to 1926 and encodes 575 amino acids.